This is a messenger RNA of Oryzias latipes (Japanese medaka), 877 nucleotides long. RefSeq names its product keratinocyte associated protein 2 (gene krtcap2). The record is from RefSeq and is a predicted model, not a curated record. Gene Ontology annotation, biological process: protein N-linked glycosylation. Lineage: Eukaryota; Metazoa; Chordata; Actinopteri; Beloniformes; Adrianichthyidae.
CCGGAAAACCUGUCCGGGUAGUCAAAUAGUUCUGUUCCUAGUGCAGUACCGGAUCCUUGCAUGUCUUUAGAGAGUUUGCGUAUUCUCUCCCGUUUUUCAUCGAAAGAAUAACAUUUUAGCAGCAGCUAAUGGCGGUGAACACAGGCACGUCUCUGGUGCUCUCCAGCCUCCUGUCAGUGUUGGUUUUUGCUGGAAUGCAGAUGUUCAGUAAACAGCUGGCAUCCACUGAAUGGUUCACCAUCCUUGGAGGUUUCUUGGGCUCCGUCCUGUUCAUCUGCUCACUCACUGCCUUUAAUAAUCUGGAGAAUCUGGUGUUUGGGAAGGGAUUCCAGGCCAAGAUUUUCCCAGAAAUUCUGUUUUGUCUGUGCCUGUCGAUGUUCGCUUCCGGCCUGGUGCACCGUGUCUGUGUCACCACUUGUUUGAUAUUCUCCCUUUUUGCUCUCUACUACAUCAACAAAAUAUCUGCUGCCCUCUACCAAGCAGUGGCUCCAGCAGUAACACCAGCCAAGCCUGUCAGCAAGGGAAAAAGGAAGAACUGAUGCCCUGUUUAGUACAACUAAUACCGUUUUCCAGUCACUAUGACCCGUUUACUGAUGUGUACUGGUAAUUCAACAAGUUUAACAUUUUUUUUUCCCCACACACCAUUUUCUUACCUGAAGUUUAUUCAGGUACCUUUUUCAGAAAUUAUAUUACCCAAAAACCUGUCUUUUUGAUAUGGUUGAGAUUAAUAUCUCUUAACAUUCCAAAUACCCGUCUUUUCUCCGCACUGGUGGCUUCAAAGAGAUUCAUGCCAUAUUUUCUGUAUAUGCACAUUAAGUUCUUUUCAUUUGUUUGUUUCUUGAAUUUUAUAAUUAAAAAUUUGUGAACAACUUGUGAA